This is a messenger RNA of Penaeus chinensis, 6651 nucleotides long. RefSeq lists its product as uncharacterized. The transcript has 29 exons. The coding region runs from base 166 to 6408 and encodes 2080 amino acids. The record is from RefSeq and is a predicted model, not a curated record. NCBI's taxonomy places the organism in Eukaryota, Metazoa, Arthropoda, Malacostraca, Decapoda, Penaeidae.
AACAACCUACUUCGGCCUUUCUCGGCAACUCGCAUUCAGCAGUUAUCAGUGUAUUGAUUAGUGUGUAGACAGCUCUCGUCUGCAAUAUUGUCCAGCGAGAGAGCCUUUAGCAUCGAAAUAUCGUCUUUUUACCCUAAGAAAAGAAUCCACAGAAAACGGAUUGUUAUGAUGCCCAGGGGGACUAUAACAUCCACCUACAUAGCGCUGUGUGUAUUGGCCCUUCUCAGCACUUGCUCUGUCAUCAGUGCAACGCACACCACAAACCAAAAAAUAAAGAUACAGACUAUAAACUACAAAUGGGUCGACGAGGAAAAGGCAGAAGUGACGGCGUGUCUUGAAAGCGAGGCGGGCGGGACCCCCUUCGGGCAGGUCGACCUCCUCGUCACCAACGCUCUCGGGAGGGCGUGGCGGACCAGAGGAGGAGGAGCGUUGAGGAAAACGCAAGAGGGUUUUUGCUUCGCUGGGAUAAGUCUCGAGAAGAAGGACUUGGUGAAGACGUUGAACUUCAGGAUCUUGGAGAACGGGAGUGAUGAAUCGAUUCAGGAGCUGGAGACGUUCUUCAUGGUCCCAGAGGUAACUCCCAUGAGCAAAGACGUCUACGAGAUCUGCUGGGAUGACCCCGAAGGACUCGCUUUUGCCUUGGCCGAAGGAGGCGUUGCCCAGCCGCUCGUCUCUCCCCCAGCCGGAUGCCACGAAUGCUGCCUUUACCUUACUUCAAGGAGUCCAGGCGACCUCGUGACCCUGGAAACAGCUGGUACGAAAGACUCUUCCGUCAGACAGCUGGUGCAAAUCCGCCUGCCUGAAAACCUCGAGCAAAAUAUUCCUCUCAAUAUCACGGCGCUCCACAAGGUAUCCAGAGACGACGACCCGAGCGGAAAGAAACAAAACAUAAAGGUUUACUUGGAUCCCCACCAAGCAAUAGAGGCAGAUGAUUUUACUCUAAUGUUAACUCUGGCAUCAAACGGACAACAGAAAUUGUAUUAUCUGUUUAAAAUCAUCGAUGACUAUGCCACAGAGCUUGAGUUCGAUGGACAUUUUCAAGAUUCAACUGCAGUCAUAAUAAAAGCUCAUAAAGGAAAUGAUAUUGUGGGAUUUGGCUCCGUGAUUCAGAAUCUAACAGACCCGGGUUCUAGGGUGGCGAAGGUAGGGGACUCCAGCGCCCCGUCCCUAAGGGUGGAUCCAGGGGCGCGAGACCAGGUGGACGUCCCUGACAAGACUCCCUGCGCGGGAGGCUCUGGCCCUUGCUACUACGUCGACCAGACCGCCCCCUUGCCCCCCCUCUGCGACGACCUUCCCGAGAUCACAUUUUGCGACGCCGUUGUGUCGGAAGUGCAGAACCCGCCCAAAGCCCCGGCCCUGGAGCUCCGCAACCGGCAGGAGCUGCGAGUGCAGCAGCCCCGGCCCGACGGAGCGCGGACUGAGGUCGUGGUCUCCAGGGACGACUCCAUCAUGUCUCCCGACGGCUUCGGCUGCGACGACCUGGGCGACGGCAUUUGCUCGCAGCCUGUGGCCGUCGCCGACGACCUGGACGGUUUCGACGUGACGCUCGUCGUGCUGGACGGCGACGGCUACGUCACGGCGUCACUCGCUGUGCCCUUCGAAGUACACAAAGUGAGUGCAGUCGCCCUCACGCCCUCCCUGCUGAAAGUGGAGGUCGACCCUCGAUCGGGGGGCACGUACGAGGUCACGCUGCCCGGCCCCUCGCCUUCUCCCGCAGCCACCCAGGAGUGUCAAGCUGGGCCGCCGUGUCGCGUCUGGUUCGCCGGGGUGGAAGCGCCCUCCUCAGUGAGCGUCAGGAAGGAAUCCAAUACCAUUUAUGAGGAUAUAACUACAGAAACGCCUCCUCCCACGUCACAAGUGCAGGUCAUCACCUCCAUGGACGCUGAAACCCAGACCCGAGUCGAAGUCCAGAGCAGCAACACCGUCACGCAGGUCGAACUCGUGACCUUCGCGUCCAACGUCGCCACCGAAGAUGACUGCGAAGACCUUGAAGCAGUCGCCGGGAAUUCCGAGUAUUACUUCGACGCAUCUGUACGAGGACCUGGAGGCUGGGACUUUGUCUUUGCCGGGUACUGUGAUGACGGGGCCUUGUGCGAAGUGGGCCAGGUCAGCGUGAUCCUCUUGGACAUGGACUCCCGGUUAGGCGUGGUGGGCGCUGCCCUGGGCUCCCCAGACGCUUCUGUCAGAGUCGAUGUUGGGAGCCUAGAUGACGUUAGUGUCGAGGGCGUCGGGUCGUGCGCGAAGCCGGACAGUCCCUGCUACUUCCUGACAGAGCCGCUGACGGCGGGCACUCUCAGGCACUGCGUCACCAUCGCCAAUUCGGCUGGAAGCGGGAGCAAUGACGUCUCUCAGUGUGACACGUCUUACACGCCAUUUAAGGAGAUGACAGAAACCCCGAGGCUGGAGCUAAUCGACGGUAUGUCACUGAGAGUCACUCUGUCAGCACCUCCACCAGGGACUCUCGAAGUGGUAGUUUUCAACCCGGAGACUGAUGGCCUUCUGAGUGGAGCAAAUCCAGAGUGUAUUCCCGAGCCAGAUGGAUCUUGCAGUCAAGAGGUAAGCAUCCCACAGGAACUGCAGGAUUUCGAGGUCCUCGUGGUGGCGGUAGACGAGGGUGGGGACGUGAGGGAGUCCGUCCUUGCUGCGUUUAAUGAUUUGAAAGUUUCCACAAGACAGCUGACUGAUGACAUGCUACAGGUUUCAUGGACAACGAGCCAACCCGAAGAUUACUCUGUUUCUCUUCUCUCGCCUGUUCUUUCUUCUCCUUCUCCUUAUUAUUCUUCUCCUUCUCCCUCUUCUUCUUCCUCUUCUCCCUCUCCUUCCUCCUCAUCUCCCUCUUCUUCUUCUACUUUUCCCUCUCCUUCCUCUGCUCCUCUUCCUUUUCUCUCUCCCCUUUCCUCAGUCACCGAGAUAAAACGAACUUGUACAGGUUCUCACUGCCGGGUUCAUUUCGCUCACCUGGUUCAAGGGGAAACAUACACGGUUCAAGUACACAGAGUUGGCGAUGACAAGGUCUCCGUAGGGGCGACCGCGGCCAUGAAUACGCCAGCUGAAGAUCUCCCCUCGAAGUGCCCCGUCACCUCCAUCACCGCCAUCUCCAGCAACACCACCCAACUCGGGGUCAACUUCAACGCCUUCGAAGCCACCUCAGCAUACCUCGAUCUCCGGUUGGAAGGUGAGGCCAAGGAGCUCGGCUGGGAGGCUGUGCGGGUGCAGGGGAGUCCGACAGACACCUUCGAAGUGACUCACGAAGGGCAGCACCUCCCCGUUGGACAAAAGGUCUUGCUCGUGUUCUCGGCCGUAGAUGACAAUGCGUCCAAGUACUGUGUUGGGGAGACAGUCGUAACGCUGCAAGCCCUGGACGCCCGUCUGUCGUGGGUGGGCACUGAGUACGACCCAGAGGAGUCGUCCCUCCGCGUCGACACUGGGUCCCUCGAAGAAGUUGUCGUACACGAGGGGGCUGUUUGCAAGAAGGAAAAAAGCCCAUGUUAUUUUCUCCGCGACAAACUGCCUGAUACUAUUCCUCGGUGUGCGACUGUUAACAGUGAGGACGGACAGAAGAUUAGCCAGUGUGAGGUGUAUGUCAGUCCGUACCAAGUCCUUCCCGAAACCCCCAUCUUGGACCUGUAUGACCUGAAGGAGAUACGACUCACCUCCUCCACCGCCUUCCCGAGAGCAGAGCUGGUCGUCUUUCGCCUCGACACGAACGAUAUCUUGUCUCCCGACGACUACGCGUGUACGGAGGGUCGUGCGAAGUCGUGCUCGCAGCAGGUGGCCAUUCCCGACGACCUGGAGAUGUUUGGGGUCGUGGUCGUGAUGCUGGACGAGGAGGACGACGUCAAGGGGUCGUUAGCGCUGCCCUUCCAAGUAUACAAGGCGGACGUCGACCAGCUAUCCCUCGACGUCUUCCGCGUUAGCCUGGGCAGCUCGAACCCCGCCGGAAGCUAUGUGAUAAAGCUAAACGGAGAAGCUAGUGUCCAGUGCGAGGAUAACACACCAGGCGAGCCGCUGUGUCAGGCUUUCUUCUGUCGUGUGAAGGAGACGGAUAAAGUUACCAUUAAGAAAACUGCAGACACGAACAGCGUCACGUAUCCUGUGGUACAUGGAGAAACACCUACAAAAUCUGUCAUCAGGAGCGUCACGUCCCUCAGCCAGAGUCCUUCAGGGGAGGUGCGCGUGCGGGUCACGAGCAGCAGCGGCGUUCAGCGUGCCGAGUACAUUACCUUUGCCUCCAACGUCGCUAAGACCUCCGAGGGAUACGACCUUGCGAAUACGACUUCGGAAUACAGCUUGGACGUCCCUUCACACGGGGAGGGUCAGUGGGACUUCGUUGUUCUCGGGUAUGACGAGUAUGGGACGCUGCUCGAAGUGGGGCAGGCUUAUGUCGCCAUCCAAGCCCUGGACGCUAAGGUGGACGAGGUGUGGAAGGAGGACGCCACAACGUCCUUCAGAUUAGCCACAGGCACGCAGCAGGAGGUCGUGUUAGAGGGCGCGGGUUCUUGCCAGUCGACGGAAAGCCCUUGCUACUUUCUUGAGGUCUCCAAGGAGCCUGUCGCCCGGGCUCACUGCAUCGACAUCGUCAAUAACGCGGAAGGAGAGGGAGAGAAGGCGCCGGUGAUGCAACAGUGUGAUGAUUCCACGGGGGCGUUCAACUUCCUUCCCGAAACCCCCAUCUUGGACCUGUAUGACCUGAAGGAGAUCCGACUCACCUCCUCCACCGCCUUCCCGAGAGCAGAGCUGGUCGUCUUUCGCCUCGACACGAACGAUAUCUUGUCUCCCAACGACUACGCGUGCACGGAGGGUCGUGCGAAGUCGUGCUCGCAGCAGGUGGCCAUUCCCGACGACCUGGAGAUGUUUGGGGUCGUGGUCGUGAUGCUGGACGAGGAGGACGACGUCAAGGGGUCGUUAGCGCUGCCCUUCCAAGUAUACAAGGCGGACGUCGACCAGCUAUCCCUCGACGUCUUCCGCGUUAGCCUGGGCAGCUCGAACCCCGCCGGAAGCUAUGUGAUAAAGCUAAACGGAGAAGCUAGUGUCCAGUGCGAGGAUAACACACCAGGCGAGCCGCUGUGUCAGGCUUUCUUCUGUCGUGUGAAGGAGACGGAUAAAGUUACCAUUAAGAAAACUGCAGACACGAACAGCGUCACGUAUCCUGUGGUACAUGGAGAAACACCUGAAAAAUCUGUCAUCAGGAGCGUCACGUCCCUCAGCCACAGUCCUUCAGGGGAGGUGCGCGUGCGGGUCACGAGCAGCAGCGGCGUUCAGCGUGCCGAGUACAUUACCUUUGCCUCCAACGUCGCUAAGACCUCCGAGGGAUACGACCUUGCGAAUACGACUUCGGAAUACAGCUUGGACGUCCCUUCACACGGGGAGGGUCAGUGGGACUUCGUUGUUCUCGGGUAUGACGAGUAUGGGACGCUGCUCGAAGUGGGGCAGGCUUAUGUCGCCAUCCAAGCCCUGGACGCUAAGGUGGACGAGGUGUGGAAGGAGGACGCUACAACGUCCUUCAGAUUAGCCACAGGCAUGCAGCAGGAGGUCGUGUUAGAGGACGCGGGUUCUUGCCAGUCGACGGAAAGCCCUUGCUACUUUCUUGAGGUCUCCAAGGAGCCUGUCGUCCGAGCUCACUGCAUCGACAUCGUCAAUAACGCGGAAGGAGAGGGAGAGAAGGCGCCGGUGAUGCAACAGUGUGAUGAUUCCACGGGGGCGUUCAACUCGCUUCCGGGAGUGUUCAACCUCACGCAGGAAGGAGACGACAAGAUGGUCGUCACCGGAGACUUCCCUAGCAACGCGGCGGUGGAAAUCACGAUCUACGACCCCGACGUUCCCACGGACAUCCUUUCUUUAGGCGUGGCUUCGUGUGAGGAGAAGGAGGAGGGGAGGAAGAAGAAGGAGAUGGAGGAGAAGGAGGAGGGGAAGGAGGUCGCCUUUAGGUCUUCGAGGAUCUGUUCCCAGGGCUUCAGAUCCCCGAAGGACAGUCGUUCUCUGCGGGUGCUGGUCGUGGCUCUGGACGCCGACGGGGCAGCGGUCGAGGGGGGGCGGCUCCUGGAUUUAAAUUAUACGGAAGUCGGAACAGCUGUUUGGGUUAUAGUCGUUUCUGUCCUGGUGUCCCUUCUCGUUGUCGCACUCGUCGGCUUCGGCAUCGUCUUCAUUGUGAAGAAGAAGAAAAAGGAGAAGAACUACGACGAAAACAGCAGUGUGAGUGAAGUAAGUUUGAAUUCGCUUGACCUCCGACCCUGGGAACACGAACACAGAUGGCGUAGCAAGCGGGAGCCAGAGCCGAGUACCAUGUUCGACCGAACCAGAACUCGCCCUCUGGUUAUGCCUCGUAUUGCCUUUGACCGUCAAACUUCAGGAGAUUCUGUCAUUGAAACUUAUAGAUAUGUGGGUCGCUAUCAGAAUUCUUUACUGUAAGGGCGAGAAAACCAAAGACCUGUUCAGAAUUCCCGUCUAUCUUUGUAUCCUAAAGAGUCAUGCCUGAAAGAAAGCAUGAAACGUGAAGGAGGAGUGAACAUGACCAUAAUUCAGCUGAGCUUAAGCGGAAUCCCUGUUGUAUAUAGACUUAGAUUAAUUUUCACCAAGCUAUGGCCGUUUCUUACUAAACUUUGUGUCUGAUUAUUUGUGCAUUUUUUUUCCAAUAAAGUUGAUAAUCUAGAA